Messenger RNA from Penicillium angulare, 1128 nucleotides. RefSeq lists its product as uncharacterized. Gene Ontology annotation, biological process: intracellular protein localization. The transcript is spliced from 3 exons. Bases 1 to 1128 code for a protein of 375 amino acids. Gene Ontology annotation, cellular component: plasma membrane. The record is from RefSeq and is a predicted model, not a curated record. Lineage: Eukaryota; Fungi; Ascomycota; Eurotiomycetes; Eurotiales; Aspergillaceae.
AUGACUUCCACAUGGGAUAAUCACUCCGAUUCGGAGUCGAGGAAUCGACUCCCUACUCUCUUUGAAGUCCUCAGCCGCCGCACUUUGGCCCCUGUCGAUCUCUUCUCGUUCUACAUUUACAUGCGCGACCAACAACGUUCCGUGGAUUACCUUGAUUUCUGGCUCGAUGUCUCUCAACAUAUGUCCCUUUGCCGCCAUUAUGUCCGUGAACUUCGACGAUCCGUUCUUGUCGCAACCCCGGACAUGGAACGAGCGGACAGCAAACGAUCCUCUGCCAUGUUAGACAAUUUGGAGAACUUGGGUGAUAUUCCGCUCGUGGAGGCUGGCCCUUCACGUCUACCUGUCAAUGAGAAGGACCGGGAUGCCGACCACCGCCUCUCUGCUUUCCUGCGAUCUGAAGGUCAUACAUCCUCCCACUCACCGCAGAACAGUAUUGGAUCUGAAUCAGUAUAUCAAACUCGCACUGAAUCCCCAGACCAACAACCACGUCGCAGUUCCGGCACCCACAAUGGUGGCGAUUCCAACUCGCCUGGUCACACUGUGGCCCGCAAUGAUAUCCGUGCCAGCGCUGAGAAGAUCUUGUACACAUACCUGCUCCCAGGUUCUGAGCGUGAGAUCGUGCUGCCUGAGCCGAUGGUCUCAACUAUUAUUAAUCUAAUUGAGGAUGAUGGCCGUGACGAUCCAGAGGUAUUCGACCCUGCCAAGGACUACGUUUUCCAGGCUAUGGAGCGCGAUGCAUUCCCAGGUUUCUUGCAGGCCAAGGCUCUGGGUAACCUUGUUCCUCUGAGCAUCAUCCUGCGCCUGGCCUUUGCGCUGAUUAGCUUUGGUGGUGGCUUCUGGGGUGCUUUCUACGUUGUUCUACGUAACAAGCCUCGCCAUAUCCGUUGCUGGGUCAUUCUUCCUUUCGCCGUUGCAGCUUAUUUCAUCGUUUCCUACCAUUACAAGAUCGACCCUUUCAUGGCAUUUAUCGGCUACAGCGAAUACACAUUCAUGAACUGGGCGCCUAUCCGAGAGCCCUAUGUGCGAAAAUUGUUGACAAAACGUGCUUUUGUCACUACAGCCAUUGCUUUCUUGACCGUCAUUUCCUUGAGUGUUCUAUUCAUCUUUGUGCCUGGAACCAUGCUGUGA